Schizosaccharomyces japonicus yFS275 is the source of this 4054-nucleotide messenger RNA. RefSeq lists its product as hypothetical. Bases 1801 to 3390 code for a protein of 529 amino acids. The transcript has a single exon. Gene Ontology annotation, molecular function: molecular adaptor activity; phosphatidylinositol binding; protein complex scaffold activity. The record is from RefSeq and is a predicted model, not a curated record. NCBI's taxonomy places the organism in Eukaryota, Fungi, Ascomycota, Schizosaccharomycetes, Schizosaccharomycetales, Schizosaccharomycetaceae. Gene Ontology annotation, biological process: regulation of conjugation with cellular fusion; regulation of establishment or maintenance of cell polarity; positive regulation of mating projection assembly. Gene Ontology annotation, cellular component: cell cortex; mating projection tip; catalytic complex.
CGCUUGCGCUCUGGUUGUUAGUUAAUCCAAGCGAAGUCCGUCGUUGCUUCAAUAGCUUCAGUAGUUUCGAAAAAAUGGAGCCAAUGACCGCAAUCGGUUAAGUGAUGAAACCGAUCACAAGGAAUCCCUAGGGUUCGUAUGAGAGAAGUCAGAAAGGUCUCCGCAUGUCAUGCCUAGUACUCUUCCUCCUGACGAAGCUUCGGCCAGCAAGUCUGCUUAGUGUCGCAGCAGUCUUAGCAUAUGGCAGGCGUGUCCAAUCGCUGAAACGGGUUUGAUGCCACCUAUUCAGACGUCAUCACACUCGCUAAACUGCUGCUGGUCCCAUUCGCUUUCGAUCACCCCGUGCAUGUGACGUCUAAUCAUCGCCGGAGAUCAUUCCUGACAACGUGAGACAACGUCACUCAGCCUUUUAACCCCACGCGUCCCCGCUUUAAUUGAUGCAGUGCUAUUCGUCAGCGCUCGGCUUCGUGUUAGGUUCUUUGUUCGCAGCCAUUUGGGAGGCGUAUGGAAUCUGAUCGAUGGUUAUGACGUUACUCGUUCCCAAAAGAAGCACACCAUAGCUCCAUAGGCAAAAAAGCCGCUACUCCUUGGCUCCUUAGUUACGCGAGAUCUGCUUGCAGCACACGUUUUUUUUCUCCGCAGAGAAACAUCGGUUUCUAUUUCUUCGUGGUUUUCGUAUGCUUGCGGUGCCUUUCUCACCGGGAACUCGACUAACGAUCCAAUCGUUUUUUCUGAGUAAUCAGCUGGUCUAGCACGGUUGAACGGGACCCGCGUUUUCUUUUGGUUGAUCACUCGCUAUCUCGGCUCGUUACACUGCGUUAGGUACUGGCGUCAAAUAUCGCCUUUUCUCGGAGCGGUCGCUAGGCUAAGGCACUUGCGAAUUUAGCUAAAGUUGACUACUUCUCUUCAAAUACCGCCUGCGUCCAUGCAGGGCCGAAUUGCUGAAGCUUGUACGAAGUGAGUAUCUGAUCCCCAAGGCCUCACCGGCGUUUGCAUCUUUUCUCAGUGCCGACAGAGUACACGCUCAUUUAAGUAAGCGUGCUAACGAAUAGCCCGUUUUUCGUUCAAAUUCUGAUUGAACUUGCUGUAGCAGCUGCAGGCUACUACUGCUUUGACCACUGUUGCUGCUGACUGUCUUCAGCGUCUGUCUACAUUUUCAUGCGUCAUCAUUCUGCUUCGUUUGUAUCUCUUGGUCCGUCUUUAUCUCAUUCUUUUCAGCGUAUUUCUUGCUGCUCCUCCUUCUCUGGAUAUUGCCAAGCAACAAAGCCUUCUUUGUUCGUGACAUCGUUUCCCCACUCUUUCAUCGGACUGGCAACCGAAUCCCUUCGACUAUAGUCAGUCCUUUCUUUGUUUGAUCCUUUUAGUCCCUUGCGUUGCUUUAGGAAAAUUGCAGCCACGUAUUCUCGUUUGUUUGUGCCUUGUGUGAAAUACAUAGACAAAAGUGACAGUAUUUUCCUCGCACACAAAGGGCCUUGUGUGCUGCCAAAUUUGCUAUUGUUUUUUUUUGUUCCUUUAAUACAAAGCGGAUACGUAUAUAACUUGACGAGCUGUGCGUUUGCACUCGCCUUUUUCCCUUAAUUACCUGUCUAUUUUUUGUUCGGGUUCCCACGUACACGAGCGUACAGAAGCAUUCCCUUCCUUUCUCGCCUCGCUUGCGUAUAUUCGCUACUCAAUUUCUCUGUAAACGUACCUCCACACGUUUGCACCCUCUUCCUCUGUUGGUUUCUACUUUUUCAUUGCCCCGGUCUUCUUUUUGUGUGUUUAUUUUUCAAGCGGUCGCUUUCUGUUCAAUAACCAAAAAUGAUGAAGAUACGGCGUUCCUGGAAGGGGAACAAUCGCCUCGUGGAAAAAGAUCCUUUGGCCAUUGAGCCUCCUAAAAAGGUUAUCCGCGCCCUUUACGACUACCGGGCACGAGGUUCAGAAGAACUUUCCUUUUCAAAAGGUGAUUUCUUUCAUGUCAUUGGACGUGAAGAAGAUCAAGCCUGGUAUGAAGUGUGCAAUCCCGCAGUUGGUGCUCGUGGAUAUGUUCCCGUCAAGUAUUUUGAAGAACUCGGGAAGACAGUCAACAACAGAGACAGUGAUACCGUCUCUGCCAUCGACUUUCCGGCAACAAGUCCUACUUCCAAUGAAGCCACCUCUCCUUCAGGACAUCGUCUUCAGCCAUUGUUCGGAGUUGUAUUGUACGACUUUUCAGCUGAAAGACCCGACGAGCUUACAGCGAAGGCUGGUGAAGCCAUAAUUGUUAUUGCUCGUUCUAACCAUGAAUGGCUCGUCGCCAAACCCAUUGGUCGUCUUGGCGGCCCAGGCUUGAUUCCGAUUUCGUAUGUGGAAUUGCGCGACAUGAAAACUGGUGCUGUUCUUACAGACCAGGAAGGCAACGAGGCUAGUGUUGCCUCCCUUGUACCUCUAGUUGAUGAGUGGAAACAAGCAGCCUCUAGCUACAAAAAGAGUAGUAUUCCGUUGGGUCGUUUUGAAGAUGAUGACAGUGUGUCCUCAGCACCCGAAACGCCAACGAACAUGACGAAUUCCUCUGGUCACACAUCGAGCGCCAGUAAUGCUUUGCGUGAAAGUACCGAACUUGCAUGCAAUGACCGUUUGAGUACUGCCAGUAGUUGUGAUCGGUCGUCCCGUCUUACUCGGGAUUCGCGUAUAUCCCUUUCGAACGAACCUACAGUGUCAGGUGCCACUGUCGAAUCGUUUGUUCAUGCCAAGACUCAAUACUGGUAUCUGCUGCGUGCGGUAAUGGACAAUGGACAGCACCGCAACCUUUGUCGGUAUUAUGAAGACUUCUACAAUCUGCAGCUCGCUUUGCUGGAGGCUUUCCCCGAUGAAGCCGGACGCAGCGGUUCCAAGCGGGUUAUUCCAUACAUGCCUGGUCCUGUCGACGAGGUGGACGAUGUUGUUUCUGAACAACGUGCACUCGAUUUGGACGUUUAUGUGAAAGAGUUGUGUCGGUUGCCUGCUAAUAUAUUAUCGAGUUGGUUUGUUCGCCGGUUCUUCUUCCUCGAGCCCGGUGAUGUCGGCGCUGAUUAUGCAACAAGCGUCGUUCCCAAGGUAGUCGCUAGACCCUUUAUUACAUAUAACAACCAGUCACCUCCGUCACCUACUCGAUUGAACACAGCUACAGGAUCGCGUUCUAGUGCCAACGGGUCUAUAAAGGUUAAGGUUCGUGCUGGCGAAGACUUGUUCGCAUUUCGUUUGUCGAGUGGAUGCUCGUAUGACGACUUCUGUGAUCGUCUUCGUAGGAAAUUGGAUCGCGAUUGGACUACACUCCAUUACCAGAAAGAUAAAAAUGAGCUGAUGCCUUUGCAGAACGAUCUUCAAUUCCAGCUUGCGUGCACGUUAAUAAAUCCUUUGCUUGUGAUUGUUGACGGCUUCAUUUCGGAAUAAGCGGUUUGCUUGUUUCAUGAAAUUCCCUCAAUCUGUUUUAUUCUAAAAGACUUGCCCAGAAUAGGUUAAACGGCUUUGUCUUGAAUAUGCGCAUUGAAUAUUCCCCUCCCUCUACUAUUUAUUGCUACUGGGUGUUCUCCAUAUAAAGUGUUGGUUGACACAACCAACGUCUUCGAUUCAAGUUCUGGUUCCUUGAUGGUCCAUCAGCGUAUACCACCGACACGGUAGGCGUGUGUAUCUUCGUCAAUGAAGGAAGGGGCUGGAUUUGCUUUUGCUCUCUUUUGUCCAAAAAGUUGGAUAAACCACACAAUCACUCAAAGAUGUUCUCACGUCGCACUGCUCUACCAGCGGAUCGUUAAACCCGGGGGAAUGAGUGAGCGUGUGAUUGACGAUGAUCAUGAUGACGAUUCACGCUAAACUGCUCCUAUCGUUUUCCCUCCUUCCAUCUAUCUUUGUUCUCUUCUUUUUUGGCGUUUUAUAUAAACCUCUUUUUCCGUCCAUUGUAUUACGACCAACCUAUGUGUGAUUGAAAGACGUGACAAUUCCCUGCGACAACGUAUUAUUCCCUCCAACUUAGUUCUUUUUCACUUUAGUUUUUUCGGUUCAUUAAUUUUAAAACAUUACAAUCAUAAACAUUAUUCAUUAACGUAAUUUAGAGUAAAAC